Molecule: messenger RNA, 1621 nt
Organism: Physella acuta
Lineage: Eukaryota; Metazoa; Mollusca; Gastropoda; Physidae
Product: chitin deacetylase 7
Biological process (GO): carbohydrate metabolic process
Molecular function (GO): hydrolase activity, acting on carbon-nitrogen (but not peptide) bonds
Source: RefSeq, a predicted model, not a curated record
GUAUUUCAAAGGGAGUGCAUCCCUAUUAAAAUGACGAAAUACGGAAAGUGGACUAGCUACAAAAUGACACCAUAUUAUGUAUGUUUAUAGGACAAAUAAGCCUACCUCUCUAGAUAGACGUUGAGAAUGUCGAUUUCGAAUCUAAUUAUCUUUUUGUGUAUAUACUUUUUGACUGAACUACGUGCGCAACACGAGAUAUGUUCGCGACACACAUGUCAUCAGCCUACCUGUCGUUGCCCAGCACACAGUAUUCCAGGAAAUAUUCGCCCGGAAAAAGUUCCGCAGAUGAUUUUAAUAGCAUUCGAUGACGCUGUUAACUGGGAUAAUUGGAAGUAUUAUUUAAGGCUGUUCCCUCCUGAUGGUCGCAGAAAAAAUCCAAAUGGAUGUCCUAUUUCUUCUACAUUUUUUGUCUCUCACAAUUUUACGGACUAUUGCAUGGUACGAAAACUUCACGCUCGUGGAAUGGAAAUAGGAGAUCACAGCGUUACCCACAAAUUACCGAGACUUUGGUGGACCGAAGCCAAUAAAUCAGAAAUGCAAUACGAGGUUUUGAAUCAAAGGAGGAACCUAGCUGACCUAGCACAUAUUCCAUUGGAAGACAUUCGAGGCUGGCGAAGUCCAUUUCUGCAGCCGGCAGGAGACGAUCUAUUUUCUGUUCUCUACGAAAACAAUUUCACAUAUGAUGCAACCAUGACGUACUCUUUCCCAAAAAAUCUCUACUCACCUGUCUUGUGGCCGUUUACUCUAGAUUUUGGCUACACUUUAGUUUGUAACAUUGCUCGUUGCCCACAAGAGAAAUAUCCAGGAAUGUGGAUACUACCUGUGGUAGUUCUAAUGGAUUACAGAGAACAAAAGCCAUGUGCAUAUGUUGAUGACUGUGCUAACAUGCCACGAGAGAAGAAUGAGGCUUAUCAGAUGCUUUGGAAAAAUUUUCUUCGUAACUAUCGCAGUAAUCGAGCUCCACUGUACCUAAAUUUGCAUUCCCCUUGGCUAAACACUGAAUAUCAACUAGAUGCAAUGGACGAAUUUAUUGAAAAAUUAACAUCGUUUGAUGAUGUGUAUAUCGUAACUGUCUCUCAAGCACUUCAGUGGCAGAUGAAUCCCACACCACUGGACCAAAUUAAAGAUUUCAAACCAUUUCAAUGCCCUACAUUUGAAGCUAAUAUAGAAGAUAAAAAGAAAUGUACAUUCACAUUUAAACAUAGCACAGCUGUUGAUGAUCACAAUAAACAGUCAACACAAGAAGAAAGUAAAACUAACCAUUUUGCCAAGAACAAUCAAGAGAAGGUGUCUAAAGUAGAGGGCGCUAGAGAGAAGGAAACACAAGUAGAUUAUGACAAAGCGCGACGCAUUCAUACUAAUGUUAACAACAGAGUUCACAGCAGUGAAAAUGAUUUCUUUGAUGAGGACAAUAACAAAGAAUUAGAUACUGGUGGCAUUCAUCAUCACCACAGUCAUAAAACACAUAAGCCGUGGUUUUUAAAAGGAGACGCCCCGCGCUUGAUUCCUCAUAUAACGUUUAGCUCAUUUUAUUACUUCGUUCUCUUGUGCUUAUAUUCUUGAAAGGUAAGCAUAUAAAGAGAAUAAAGAAGGUCAAUAUGUGAAACAUUAAAUUUAUUUU